AUGGACAUUUGCCUGGUUGAGGCUUGUUUCUAUGCCGUUCUGCUCUUGGUUUGCUGUGGGCUCAUGCAGUCUGAGCCCAUCUGUGAUCAGACAGAGUUCUUACACCCUAACGGCACUUGUGUUGCAUGCCCUGCAUGUGUGCCUGGAGAAGAGCUCUCAGAGGACUGUGGUUUUGGAGAUGGUGGGGAAGGCUUCUGUAUUCCAUGUGAAGAAAGAAAGUUCAGUACAGAAACAGGUGUGACUCCCUGCAGAACAUGCACCCAGUGCAGCCUGCUGAACCGCCUUGAGGAGACGGCAUGCUCACCUACCAGUGACAGCCUGUGUGGACACUGCCUCCCGGGGUAUUAUGAACUCAGGAGCAUGACUGGGGAAGUGGAGCUGCUGUGCUUACCUUGUUAUAGUCAUGACACAAUCCAUAAAGAGUGUUUGCUAUUGACAUCAACAGGUUUUAAAGCAGAGAGCACCACCAACUCACCUAAAGAACAUUUCAGAGACCCAGAAGAGAAGAGAGUCAAAGAGGAAACGUUUUCAGUGGUCCUGAUUGUUUCAGCAACAGCUUCCUUGAUUUUCCUUCUUGCUUUGCUGCUUUGGGUUUUACACCUGACUGCUGAAAAAUUCAAGCAAGUUCCUGUAUACGCUUCGAAGCCUGAAGGAAUAUUAUCUGCUGCCGACCUUCAGCACACACCUUUGUUCACCCAUACAGACAGAGCAGCACAGCCACAAGAGGCGAACUCACAGAUAGUUUCAGCUGAAAAUCCAACAAGAGGUCUGUACUCCGUGAGCCAUGAGAAUGGGGUGCAUCCUACUUCUAUUGUGAUUAAUGUCACCACCAACAUCAAGCCUUCCAGUCAGAAUACAGACAGUAUUACACAGGAGGAACAAAGCCUCAUCACACAGGAGAUGGAACGACAAUUGCAGGACAUAUGGGAGAUUGCUGAAGGACAGAGGAUUGAGAUGCUCGACUACGACUCAGUUCAGGACUUGUCUGUCCUGCUUGACUCUGCUGACAACAUCAAAACUCUAAGGAGACUGGCACAGUCUUUGGGUGUUCCACCGCAGAUCAUCCCUCAUAUCCAAGGCUUUCAGGACCUUUUUCAGUACCUGCGGACCUCCACCUACACACUGCUGCCCCAGUUGGCCCAGGCUGCUGCGCUCUUGCCUAAUUCUGAAGUUGUCAAGAGGAUACACAGAGCUGUGGUAAAACAAUAA
This is a messenger RNA of Pelmatolapia mariae (spotted tilapia), 1209 nucleotides long. Its product is annotated as tumor necrosis factor receptor superfamily member 19-like. NCBI's taxonomy places the organism in Eukaryota, Metazoa, Chordata, Actinopteri, Cichliformes, Cichlidae. Gene Ontology annotation, cellular component: plasma membrane. Gene Ontology annotation, molecular function: protein binding; signaling receptor activity. The record is from RefSeq and is a predicted model, not a curated record. The transcript is spliced from 10 exons. The coding region runs from base 1 to 1209 and encodes 402 amino acids. Gene Ontology annotation, biological process: positive regulation of canonical NF-kappaB signal transduction; positive regulation of JNK cascade.